This is a messenger RNA of Caenorhabditis auriculariae, 1405 nucleotides long. The record is from the annotation of a GenBank genome assembly. Lineage: Eukaryota; Metazoa; Nematoda; Chromadorea; Rhabditida; Rhabditidae.
AUGCGGACCGUUAUUCUGCUCCUUCUACUGCUGGAAAUGGUCUUCACUUGGUAUCCGCCUUAUCAUCUUGAUCGUUCCGACGGAUUAUCACCCGACUUUAUUGUCAAAAGUGGACGUGGAAGUUGGUUCUUUGCUUUGAAAGUUAAAAAAAAAGAGAUCUAUUCAAAAAUCUUUGCUGAGGUGUUUAAAGGAGCAUGAGGUCCUGAGACGAAGAGCCGUCAGAAAUUUUAUUUCAAGCGAUGCAAACCUUCGGCAUAUUCAGGCAACUCAGCAAAAUUUCUGAACAGGUUAUGAAUAAGACAACAAAAAUCAGAAAACUUUUCAAAAAAUUCAAUCGAUCGAAAAUACCAUCAUAACACUUCAGCACCAUAAAAGAAGUUCUAAACAUAUUCAAUUUCGAAAGAAAUAUAAGAAAAUACUGUAAAAGAAAAACAUGAAAAAAAUUUACUUAUACAGAAAAUCAUAAAUGUUUCUGAACGACUGAAAUUCAAGAAUAGUCUGUUCAAAAAGUCCUAUGCCAAAGUGUUUGAAAAGAGGCAGAGAAAAACUUUUUUUGAAAAUAAAGAAGCGAUUUUCCUUCAAACCCUUAAACACUUCUGAAGCUUUCAAACCCUCGACAAGGACUCUGGAACACGCCAUAAAUUCUGAACUGAAUAAAAUUAACGUGAACAAGUGAUAAUAAAAAAAACGUCGCGUUCAAACUGAUUUUCGAGGACUGGAAAUCUCAGAAUUGAGCUUUAUUUAUAUGGCUUCCGGAUAUUUGCAAUUAUUCAAUGUAUAAGCAAACUUUCACUGCUUGAAAACGACUCUGAACACGACAUAAAAAGCAAAAAAAUUUGAUUAAAUAAGGAAAAAUAUUAAAAUAAUUUUAAAAAAACUUCAUCAGACCACGUAAAAUGCGCCAGUGGGCACCUCUUGACGCAAAGCUUGUGAGAAAUGAUUUCCUUGAAAUAAUGGCUUUGGAAAGAAGAUUUCUGUGUGAUUUUCAUGGUUUUUUUUUAUAAUUAAUGUGAUUAGAAUUUGAGGGCUCAAGAAAAAUAAAUUUUUUUUACACGAAAAUCUUUUUUCAGGGCCUUUAACGCCGGAAACCGAAAACAAGCCGCCUUCCAACUACAACGGCGGCUGGAAUCGUUCUCCGGCGCCGUCCUUCGACGGAAUGUUCACCCGGCCCAUGAACGACAUCACACACGAGUACAACUACCACGUCAACUCCUACGGGAAUCAUCAUAAUCUCAAUUAUCCGGCUGGAAAUUCAAACACGGCCGCGAGACCGUAUGAGCCACCUAAUUGGCAGCAGAAUCAAGGUGUUGGACACGGCUGGAAUCAGAAUAACCAAGAUAGGAAUGUCCUGGGUCAGAAUAACCAAGGUGGAAGAGGUUGGAAUCAGCCUUUCCGAGGAAAAUGA